Laetiporus sulphureus 93-53 is the source of this 2100-nucleotide messenger RNA. RefSeq lists its product as uncharacterized. Gene Ontology annotation, molecular function: histone H3K56 acetyltransferase activity. Bases 128 to 1720 code for a protein of 530 amino acids. The transcript is spliced from 4 exons. Gene Ontology annotation, cellular component: nucleus. The record is from RefSeq and is a predicted model, not a curated record. Gene Ontology annotation, biological process: DNA damage response. NCBI's taxonomy places the organism in Eukaryota, Fungi, Basidiomycota, Agaricomycetes, Polyporales, Laetiporaceae.
GGCGUCUACGAUCCAAUUUCAUGUGACAAUCAGACGAUUCAUAGUCGCACCUAUCUAUGUUGGCAGAUAUUGCCUGGAGUGGUCGCUUUCACAAUCCAUCUGCUAUUUAGCUUGAGAAAAAACAGCCAUGAACCUCCGAGAUCAGCUGCUAGCGUCCCUAUCAGAGCUACCUGGGACGCGUGAAUUCCACAUUCAUGUCCUUGUGUCCUCGUCUCGGAAGCGUACCGAUCUGUUUCCGUACGCACAACCUCGUCCUAGGGUGUAUCUUCAGGAUAUCCUUAUACUCCUCUCCGAGCAGACCACCCCAGACUCGCCUCGUGUCCUAGUCACCGCCAUCGAGGCGUCUCUCUACAACGUUCCCGCCACUUCGUGCGGGGUCUUGUAUAUUUCAAAGGUCGACUCCACCGGCCACGCUACGAGACCCUCUCCCACCGGCUCUCUCGUGCGCGGCUUCAUCGAAUACUUCUGCGACCCCACGACGAGGCCGAUUCGCGCUGAGCACUUCUGGGUUCAGCUCUUCGCGCGGGCGCAGGGCCAGUACCUCUUCCCAAACUCUGCGGGCUUCGCGGGCAAAACGCCUCUGGGCGGCAUACAGCUCUGCGCGUGGUGGAAACGCAUGCUAUCCGGCGUGGCCACAGACCUGGCCGCGCGGGAAAAGGAACGUAUGAACAUCAAACUCUACUAUGUGCUACCCGGGCUCAGCGAGCUUGAAGCAAUACAGUCUCUGAAGUCACCUGGCGCAAUGAGCUCUAUUACCAAUUCUACCGAUUUGGUCUGGACAUACGGUCACCCGUACUCCCAGACUGAAAUCCCUCUUCCGUGUCCUCCGAGUAGUAAGAAAGACCAGGGCCGAACCAACCUUGGCCAUUUCAUCCCAUCGUUCGAGGACGACCCAAAGUCACGUUUCAUGGACGAGAUUGCCCACAUCACAGAAGCAGGCGGAGUGAGCUCGCCAAAGCAGAAGCGGCGAAAGACGAUAGGCCACGGGUCGUCAGCGGGUCACGCCUCGGACUCGGACGACGAUGACAACGCAAAGUUGGGAGAGGUGAACAAGGUCACUCCUGAUGAAUUUUGGGAACGGCUCUCCUUCCGUCAAGAAUGCAUAUCCGGCGUGGUCACCGCGUUCUUUGCAGUUGGGCUCUCUCCACGCGCAAAAACCACCGAGCGUCCUGCGCGCACGAACACGAGCACGAGCACGAGCACGGGCACAGCCCCCUCCCCACUCGCCCCGCAGCCGGGCCAGGUUUCGCCACGCAUGGUCCGGCGCGUCGUUGCGACGCUCCUAAACCACCAUGAUUUCUCCUCAACCGAGCGUGCUGUGCGUGCGACGGAGACGCUCGAGGAAGCGAUCAAGGGCCUCUGCGAAGACCUCGCGCCGGUGCCGACCUCGUCUAUGAUCACCGUCCGGCAUGCUGAUCGCUUGUCCACGCCCGAGCCGGGCCCGUCUCGGGUGACGCUGGAUGUUCCGGUGACGCCGCCGCGGCGGACGGGCGCGCGGCAGCAUGUCCCUGAUACCUCGCCGAACCCCUUUCCCGAGCCUGUUGCAUCCCUCGAGACGUACCACUCGUAUAUAUACGGCUCGGUGGCCGUAAGAAACCCCUUGCUGCCCGAAAAAUCUGAGGUGCGGUCUGGUAAUUCUGCCGUGAGUUCCUCAGGUGGUGCUGCGGCCCCGCCUGUUACCGUGCUCUCCGUACGUAAAAAGCGAAAGGCACCAUCUUGACCGCCUUGAACGCGCCGUCCUUGUCCUUAUUCUUGUAUCUCGCGGUCCGUUCUCGGUAAUUAGUAUCCCAUAUAUGGUGGUUGUUGUAUUCCUACUGCAGGUGGUCCUCGAGCAUGUGUGCUAGCGUGUAUGAACGGUUCUUGAGGACAAGGAUGCUCCCGUAAUUGUGCCUGAUUGAUGAUGUGCAAGAUGUGCGUUCCGCUUCUGACAUUUUAUGCCUGCUGGUGUGUGCAAACGUGCCUGUCCAGGCCCGCGGGCGGUGUAAUCAAGAGCAAAGGUGCCGGGCAGCACGGAACAUGAUACAGCACUCGUUCAGCUGGGUAAGUACAGAGGGUCAACGCUCAGUAGGCGUGGAUCGUCUUGUGGUGAUGAUUUGCGGU